AUGUACACAGGCACCCUUGACUCGCUGCCACACGAAAAUGACCCUGCUGUCAGCGUGGACGAGCUGUGGCGACGCACGUACGGGCUGGCACAGGAGUACGUGGUCGAGAACGAGCCAGCCGCCGUGCUAGAGCGCAUACACACAGCCCGGUCAGGGUUGCAGAAGACUGCGCUGCUGGCCGCAAUGCUGGACAACGGCGUGCUGUCUGAGCAGGACGAGGCGUGGAGGCCACACGGCGUCUUUGAAUGCAACAUUUCAUUAUUUACAUCAUAUUACACUCGAGCACCUGUACUCCCGCCAGAGCUACCGCGAAAUUGCAAGUCUCGAGCCGCUAUUUGCACGACACACGGCGAUCGACCCUCUCAAACUUCGCAGAGACGACGUGUUCGACGCGUACCAUGCGCUUGCCAUAUCGCUCAUGAACACGGGCCGGUACCCGGAAGCACACAGACAGUUCCUGAUCCUGUUCAAGCUGCCGGUGUGCAGGACGCAGCCGGCCAUCCAGAGCCUCGUCGCAAAGUACACGAUCAACCUGGUGCUAGUCGGGCUCAAGAAGGACGCCAACCUGCUGAAAUACGGCGGCUUUGUGAGCCCCGCGUGCUGCCAGCUGAUCCAGAGCUACCAGACCUGCCAGCCGACAAGUUUUUCCCAGACGGUGGAUAA
Ogataea haglerorum is the source of this 663-nucleotide messenger RNA. RefSeq lists its product as uncharacterized. NCBI's taxonomy places the organism in Eukaryota, Fungi, Ascomycota, Pichiomycetes, Pichiales, Pichiaceae. Bases 1 to 663 code for a protein of 220 amino acids. The transcript is spliced from 2 exons. The record is from RefSeq and is a predicted model, not a curated record.